Gossypium arboreum is the source of this 1189-nucleotide messenger RNA. RefSeq lists its product as uncharacterized. Gene Ontology annotation, cellular component: membrane. Lineage: Eukaryota; Viridiplantae; Streptophyta; Magnoliopsida; Malvales; Malvaceae. Bases 131 to 934 code for a protein of 267 amino acids. Gene Ontology annotation, molecular function: zinc ion binding; ubiquitin-protein transferase activity. The record is from RefSeq and is a predicted model, not a curated record. The transcript has 8 exons. Gene Ontology annotation, biological process: protein ubiquitination.
UGGUGAUGAUGAUGAUGGUAGUGCACUCAAGCUAUCGCUUCAUUUGAAGAAACAACAAAAACAACAACAACAAAAAACCAAAAUUGUUGCAUUGUUCCUGAAUUAGAAAAAUUCCAUCCCUUUACUUGUAAUGAUGGGAGACCAUUUUGUGUUGCUUGUGGACCGGCUAUUGACCGAAUCCACCCUUGAAGCUGCUAUUGAGAGUAAAAAACAAUUACAACUAGGCAUGCCCUCAGCAAGCAAACAUGAUAUAAUUGAAUUUUCAUCUAUGGAUGACAAUGUUGGUUCCUCUCCAAGUAAAUUAGUAGAAUGUAGGAUUUGUCAUGAUGAUGAUGAAGAUUUGAACAUGGAGAUACCCUGUUCUUGUCGUGGCAGCUUGAAGUAUGCUCACCGUAAAUGUGUGCAGAGGUGGUGCAAUGAAAAGGGUGACAUAGUCUGUGAGAUUUGCCACCAGCAAUUUAAGCCCGGUUAUACGGCACCGCCUCCUUUAUUUCAUUAUGGAAGUGUUCCUAUGAACUUCAGAGGGAAUUGGGAAAUUUCAAGGAGAGACUUGCCGACUCCGCAUUUUAUAACAGUAGUCACCGAUGAUCGUGAUUUUCUGGAAACUGAGAUCGAUGAUUACUCAGCUCCUAGAUCACGAAGCCUGAUAUGUUGUCGCGUCAUUGCUAUAACUUUUAUGGUUCUUCUGGUUCUACGCCACACUCUUCCGGUCGUAAUCAGUGGCGCUGGAGACUAUUCAUUGACAUUGUUCACGUUACUAAUGUUGAGAGCCAUUGGGAUUAUGUUGCCUAUAUAUAUCAUGGUUAAAGCUUUUACUGCUAUCCAACGCCGCCAACACCAUCAGGAUCCUCAGUUUUCCCUUGAUGCAUCGGAUGAAGAAAGUGAUUUACCGCAAUUGCACCAGCCGCAUUCACGUUUGAUUCGAGUACAUUAGUUUAGUCGUAAUGCUGGAUCGUAUGGAAGAACUGAUGAUUUGAUUGCAGCUAUAGAGAAAGCAGAAAACAAGCAGGAUGGAUAUAUAUAUAGUUGAUGCUACUAUGUAUAUUUACCAAAGUAUUAAAUAGCAAAUAUAAAUAUAGCAUAUAGAACUGAAAAGAAAAAUGAGCUGAUGAUCAUCUAUUACUUCUCUGUAUGAAUGUUUAAACAAAAGAACUGUUCUAUUAGCGCAAAUCAACAACGCAGACAACCA